AUGGCAGUAACUGAUAUUUUAAAAGAUUUUGAUGAUCUUACUGAACCGGCAUGUAUGGACAAAAUACUCAUGUAUUUGGAGGAACUUAAAGAAGAAGAUGACGCAUUCAUGGAGUUACUUGUAGAAAAAUUAGCACGCGAAGAAAUUACAUGGGAACAGCCUUGGUACCAACAAACAAACUCUGUGUCACGACCUUUAAAAGAAAACAAUGAAAAACAUAAAGAAACAUAUAAAACUGAUACAAUUUGCAAAGCAGAAAAUGACAUAAUAAUCAAGAAUUGGAAGGAUUUUAUACAUGAAUAUGAUGUACCAGAUAAAAUAAUAUGCUUAGCACGUUGGAAAAAUAAAGUGAAAAGUAGAUUACCUAAUACACCUGAAGAAAGUGCCAGACGUUUUCUUAUUUCAUAUUUGGCUCGAGGGUUACAAAGAACCACCUUUCAAGUAUUCAGACAUAUUCAAACAUAUUUUGGAGGACCUGUAAAAGGGGCUUAUUCAGCUGAGGAAGAAAAAAUUAUGAAUGUUUGUUUUACACAUCACCCAAACCAUGCUGUUACCCUGUUAUCUAUGGUUUUAGGAAGAGAACCUCGAGGUAUAUACAAAAGACUGCAACAGCUGUAUAAUGGAAAACCGGAGAGGAAGAAAAUCAGAUGGACUAUACCAGUGGCAUCCAAGCUUCUUAAGCUGUUAAUGAAAUAUACAGGAUUGCCUUUGGAAGAAUUAAAAAAUAAAAGAUUUGACAAGGAAGUGUGGGUAAAAAUUGCAGAGGAGUUUGAUCAUCAUUAUAUUCAUAUUCAGAAGUUUUGGUAUAGUAGUCUUCAUGUUCAAUUGUUUGUUAAAAGUAAUGUGAAAUUAAAUAAAUUGAGGAAGAAAAUAUUUAAAAAACUUAAGUUGACAUCAUAUCAAAUCUGGAGUGAUAUUCGAUGGAAAGAUGUAGUACAACAAUUUCCUGAUGAAUAUACACAUUAUUUUAUAUACAAAAUAAGCUAUGGACCCAUACAUACGAAACCAAAAUACCACAAGGAACCACUACCAGAGGUUUUAGAUUAUGGUUUGAAGAGACUUAAACACUAUCGUAAACUUCGUUUGCGCACCCUUGCGUUAAAUAAAGAAGGAGACUUGGAACAAGUUAUAUAUGAUAAGUCAAAUAAUAAAUCUUAA
Messenger RNA from Arctia plantaginis, 1158 nucleotides. The record is from the annotation of a GenBank genome assembly. NCBI's taxonomy places the organism in Eukaryota, Metazoa, Arthropoda, Insecta, Lepidoptera, Erebidae.